GGCACUAUUGCCAGUUUGGCAUUACAGUACAUGUGACGUGUCAAGUGUAAACAAUCUUUCAGUGAAAUUGCGAGAUGUGGGUUUAUUCUGGCACACGUUCACCCACAAUAUUUCACUUUGUUUUAAUAGUGUUUGUGCUCACAGACAACGUUGUGUGCAACAGAAAUGUGUUACUACUUGUUGGUGAUGAUGCUGGGUUUGAAAUGGGAGCAUACCGAAACAAAAUUUGCCAGACACCUAAUCUUGACAAUUUAGCAAAACAAAGCUUGAUUUUCAAUAAUGCCUACACAUCUGUAAGCAGCUGUUCUCCAAGCCGUUCAGCAAUUUUAACUGGAAAGCCAAGCCAUCAGAAUGGAAUGUAUGGGUUACACCAAGGUAUUCAUCACUUCAAUUCCUUUAACAAUGUAAAAAGCCUUCCAACUCUGCUUCGAGAGAAAAAUAUCCGUACAGGCAUAAUUGGCAAGAAGCAUGUUGGCCCAAAAGAGGUAUACAAAUUUGAUUAUGAGCAAACAGAAGAAAAUAAUUCUAUUCUUCAGGUUGGAAGAAAUAUUACAAAGAUUAAGCUUCUUGUCAGAGAGUUCUUGAAUCACAGUGGUUCUCAGCCAUUCUUUUUGUAUGUGGCUUUCCAUGAUCCUCAUCGUUGUGGUCAUAGUACACCACAAUAUGGCGCAUUUUGUGAAAAGUUUGGAAAUUCUGAACCUGGCAUGGGUACAAUUCCUGACUGGUCACCAAUAUAUUAUCAACCAGAUCAAGUUACAAUUCCAUAUUUUGUACAGGAUUCUAUUGCUGCUCGUGAGGAUAUUGCAGCCCAGUACACAACUAUUUCUCGCCUAGACCAAGGUGUUGGUCUAGUAUUGAAAGAACUCAAAGAUGCAGGUUUUGAAGACAAUACACUUGUUAUAUAUUCUUCUGAUAAUGGAAUUCCAUUUCCAAGUGGACGCACAAAUCUGUAUGAUCCUGGUAUGGCAGAACCACUGCUGAUCAGAUCUCCAAAUCCUGGAGACAGAAAAAAUGAAGUUACAUAUAAAAUGUCAAGUCUGUUGGAUAUAACUCCAACAAUUCUUGACUGGUUUGGAGUUAGCCAUUGUGAUGAGAAUAAUAAUUAUAUUUCUUGCCAUUCACAGUUCACUGGGCAAUCACUGCUGCCCCUUCUCCAUGCAGAGCCACCAGAAACUGACAGACCCAUUUUUGCAAGUCAUUCACAUCAUGAAGUCACCAUGUAUUAUCCAAUGAGGGCAGUGCGGACUAAGCGGUAUAAACUGAUACAUAAUAUGAACUACAAGAUGCCAUUUCCAAUUGAUCAAGAUUUCUAUUUAUCACCAACAUUCCAGGAUAUUUUGAACCGAACACAUAAAAAGGAGCCAGUUGGAUGGUAUAAAUCUUUGAAUGAUUAUUAUUAUCGUGAUGAAUGGGAACUAUAUGAUCUCAAAAUGGAUCCAGAGGAGAGAACAAAUGUGGUUAAGAAAAAACAGUAUAAGAAAAUCCUUAGUCAGCUAAAGGAGGAUCUUUUCAACUGGCAAAAGCAUACAGCUGAUCCAUGGAUCUGUGCACCUUCUGGGGUUCUUGAAGACAAAGGAGAUUAUCAGCAACAUCCGCAGUGCCUACCACUAUACAACUUAUAAUCCGAUUUUUGCAGAUUUUAGACUUGUAGCAAAUGAGAGAGCUGCAAGACCAGAAACAACUCAAAGGUGCUGGUUAACUGAUUAUGUGUACGCAUCUGGGAAGUUGAAUCCAGAGGAUUUGUCCAUGACAUUAAUUUGAAAUACAACAGAUGAGUGAGAGCUGACUAUGUUAAGAAUGGAAUACCACGAAAACAAUUGAAAAUAUAUGGUGUGAAAAGUUUCAAACCACA
Schistocerca americana (American grasshopper) is the source of this 1852-nucleotide messenger RNA. RefSeq names its product N-sulphoglucosamine sulphohydrolase (gene Sgsh). NCBI's taxonomy places the organism in Eukaryota, Metazoa, Arthropoda, Insecta, Orthoptera, Acrididae. Gene Ontology annotation, molecular function: N-sulfoglucosamine sulfohydrolase activity. Gene Ontology annotation, biological process: heparan sulfate proteoglycan catabolic process; glycosaminoglycan catabolic process. Bases 75 to 1622 code for a protein of 515 amino acids. The record is from RefSeq and is a predicted model, not a curated record. The transcript has 11 exons.